Spinacia oleracea (spinach) is the source of this 736-nucleotide messenger RNA. RefSeq lists its product as uncharacterized. The transcript has 2 exons. Lineage: Eukaryota; Viridiplantae; Streptophyta; Magnoliopsida; Caryophyllales; Amaranthaceae. The record is from RefSeq and is a predicted model, not a curated record. The coding region runs from base 117 to 653 and encodes 178 amino acids.
AUAUGCCAUCAACAAAUCCUUUCCCCCUUGUGAUUUUCAGCCAAACAAGGAACUAAAUUGAAAGCUAAAUACCCUGAAAAAUCUUAGUGAAAACUACAUCAGCAGCACAGGCAGAAAUGGAAGCCUCAGCUGCACUGAGCAAUAGAGGAAUUCCUGGUGUAAAGUACCAAUGUUUUCCUACUUGUACACGCAGUUUCACUGGAAGAAGAGCAAUGCAGGUUGUAUGUAUGGCCUCUAAGAAGUUCAAAUCAUCGUCCUUCACCAAAACUACUGGCUCCAAGAAGGGUUCGCCGGUGAAGCUGCUGACGAGGGUGGAGCAGCUGAGACUGCUGACAAAAGCCGAGAAAGCAGGGUUGCUUUCAGCAGCAGAAAAGGCAGGGUUUUCAUUAAAAUCAAUAGAGGAACAAGGUCUGCUGACAAAAGCUGAAGAGUUGGGUUUAUUAUCAGCAGCAACAAACCCAGAAACUCCAUCAACCCUCUUUACACUUAGCCUUGGGCUAUUACUUCUUGGCCCUGCUUUUGUUUUUCUGGUACCUGAGGAUAACACCUGGGAAAUUGCUAUCCAGGUUUCUGUUGCACUUCUUAGUAUUGUUGGAGGAUCUGCAGCUUUCGCUGCUUCCAAUCUUAUAGGAAACCUGCAGAAAGCCGAAUAAUUUUUGCUGUAGAAAUAAUAUAUAGUCUUUAUUUGCGUAUUUUUGUAACGCGUUGGAUCAAUGCUCACUGUUUUUCGGAUCAA